AUGGGGGGGAUCGUGGAGCCUGGCGAAAGGACUCCCAUUCUACCAGAAGACGGCAGCACAAUGCAAGCCUUUCUGCUGCGCAUCGAUCGCCGGUACGCGCUGAAGGGAAUGGAGCCGCGUGAGUGGGGAAACGCGCUUAUAGACCAUCUCGUGGGGCCGGCUCUAACGUAUUGGAUGUAUCUACAGCGAACUAUCGAUCUAAGCGACUGGACGACCGUAAAGCACCGGCUUUUGGAACGGUUUAACAGAACAAUGUCGCAGAGCGAAACGCUAACUGAGUUGGCUAAAGUGCGAUGGAAUGGUAACCUGAAAGAUUACACGGACUGGUUUGCGACUGUAGCGGAGCGGGGCAUGAGUCUUACCCCUGCCGAACUCGCGGAAUACUACUGCACAGGGCUACCGACUGACCUCCAUCUCUCAAUAACUAAUGACGGACACGUGAAAUACCUGACGUGGGAACAAGCGGCGACAGCCGCAACACGGUUCUACGAGCCCAAGCAGAGCGUGGA
Molecule: messenger RNA, 509 nt
Organism: Eimeria necatrix
Lineage: Eukaryota; Apicomplexa; Conoidasida; Eucoccidiorida; Eimeriidae
Exons: 1
Source: RefSeq, a predicted model, not a curated record